Molecule: messenger RNA, 5157 nt
Organism: Corythoichthys intestinalis (scribbled pipefish)
Lineage: Eukaryota; Metazoa; Chordata; Actinopteri; Syngnathiformes; Syngnathidae
Exons: 7
Coding region: 493-2400 (635 amino acids)
Source: RefSeq, a predicted model, not a curated record
GUUAUUUCAGUAUCCUAGUAAGUAUUAUCAUCAUAUACUGUUUAUAUGUAGCAGCCCCCCACCCUCACACAUCAAAUCCUUGGCUGCACGUCCGUGUAGGAAGAUUAUGAGGAGAAGAAGCAUGAGAAGAUGGGUGACGAGGGACACAGAGAACCCUGAAUGGAUGUUUUCAGCUAUGCUGCUUUUGGCCAAUCACAGCAUCAGGCUGCUAUCUGGGCUCUGUGAUUGGGCACUGAUCUGAAGCAGAAAAAUGAGUGGAGAGAGGAGAAGGAGAAGGAGGGGGAGGAGGAAGAAGAACCUCUGCUCUUCACCACUUCAUAUUUGAAUGCUUUGCACAUAGCAGCAUCAUGGCAGCUGCUAUAAACCACCCGGGGCCGCAAGACUGAGGGGACCACUUCAUGGAAUCUUUUUUUCUGUCAUUCCACCCUUGUCCUCUUCUUCAUCUUCCUCAUCGCCAUCCUGACAUCUCGUAAGAUCUGCCCAGCUGCCAGCAUGGGGUGUCGCCUCACUCGGACCAAGGCUCGACAACCAAGUCGCUACAGACACCGCGAUGAGCAGCAGCGCUUUAUGGACCAGUAUGGACAGCCGAUCGGCAUGCAGGUGGAGGGAAAAAUGGGACGUAGCCACCGGAGAAGGCGCGUAGAGCACAGGACGUCUUCAGAGAGACACUGGGAAGCUCUGAGAGACAUUGGACUGAUGGAGGCUGAUGAGGGCAGAGGCAGAUACAACACUGGACACUUAUACGACAAUAUAUAUGCUACCAACAAUGGGUUGAUGAUGUCGCCUGAGAUCUAUCCAACCAACGGAUACCAGUUUAGAGGAUCUAGCACACAGCAUCACGCCACAAACUACCUGCCCAGUGUCUCCUACAGCUUGGACCAUCUGGACCGCCUGGACUUCGAGGCUCCAGAAAUGUCAGCACAUCAGCCUAAUUCCGAGAGUUGUCUGCUUGGCUGUUACAACUCUGGAGAAAUGGAGCAGAAGAAUUUCUCCAGACAGUCUAACUACUUCUCCACUUGGCGUCCACUGGGCUACAUUCCUGUCAAUGACGUGGACAACCGACUGAGCUGUAGCCCCGAGAGCCCACAUCACCGCGUGCCCCUCUCCGAAGCCGAGACAGAUGCCAUGUCAUCGCUACCAGGCCACACCGCCUCCUCGCAGGGCUCCUCCUCUUCCUCCGAAUCUCUGGUUUCUUCAGAACCCAGCGAUUCAGGUUUCCACAGCGUCAGUACUGGCGAACACAGAUGUCUCCACAAGAUUCAUAGACAUGCCCCACAACUACGCUUGGGCCACUCUCCUCAUGAGCAAAGAGGCCGUUGGGACCUGGAGUCCAUCCCCGAGACAAUGCCUGUGAGUCACACAGGGGAGCAGCAUUUGCCCAGUUGCACUGUGGCCAACAGCACCACUGCCACUGUCCAUGUCCACCGCGCUGAGAGGAGUCCCACUCUGCCUCGCAAUUGCUCGCCACCUUCGUCCAUCCCCGGUUCUCGUACUGAGCCCUGUCAGCGGAGGGCCCUGUGGCUCGAGCAGCGCCAAGCAAGAGCGGGCCGUACCAUAGAUGUGCCAGGACGCAGUCACACUGUAAUGGAUCUAAGUGAGGCCCAUUGGCGCCACAGGACAAGUCUGAGUAUGGAACCAAACUCCAAAAUGAAGCAGGUUCAGAACAACCAAUUGCAUCCAGCACAUAACACGCUAAAUCUGAGGAGCAGGAACGGUUAUCCUGCUCACCUCAGCAUGGACCUAACUGACCUGAGCAGUCACCAGAACACAACCAGAGCCAGCCAGAGCGCAGGCACCAGUAGGGAAGAGGACUCCAGGAGUCAUGGCUUAGUUACAAGUGGUUCAACGGAUUGGCGUGCAUUUCAGACUCUGGGAAAUCAAAUCAGAUUUCCCAAAAGUUCCGCAGGUCCCUAUUAUAACACCCUGGGCACACAGAGAAACCCAAGGUCUCCACCUUCGCCAAACUAUCGACAGUCGAAUCAGAAGUCCGUCAGGAGUCAGCUGCUGCGGGCCCGUGCUUAUAGACUAGCACGGGAACGGAGUGAGGUCACCACUGACGAAGAGGUUCGUGGAGAAGCAGAGGGGAGUGGGGACCAUACAGGGGUGGAGGGCCCCUGGGCUGGCCGGUACUGGAACAGAGCUGAGAGAAGACGUCACCUCGUGCUGUCACGACAACACAGAGAGCGUCGCAGUGGCGAGGAAGGCGCCGCAUGUGGCGGUCAGAGCUCACUGUCGUCCCAGGUAGUUCUUGAGCUGAGCCACAGGAAGCAGAAUCGACUGAGAAACAGCAAGCUGCUUGAUGACUGGACAACAGUGGAGGAACUGCUGACCCAUGGGACCCGAGUGGAGGUAGACACUCAACUGUGUCCAAGCCCUCUACUGUCUGUUACUACUGUCUGAGGAGCAUCGCUCCUGCUGAGGCUACAGUAUGUUCACAGUUUUAUCUUGUUCACAUUCUUUGUUUGUUUACUGAAAAUAAUCAAAAGUCAGUAUAUACAUUGACAAAAGGGGUAGCUGUGGAGACCACGUGAGAUUUUUAAAUUGACCAAACCUUAAAAUUCACCGAAAUCAAACUCUAAUGAGAUACUACGAUAAAUGUAAAACCCAAACCACACACAAAACACCUGAAGACUAUAAGAUAGUGACCAUAAGAGAUUAGUCAGCUGGUGUACACUUUUGCCCAUGACCCAUUUUCUUGCAAGAGUUUGACCCAACAAUAUGAUCAAAAGAAUUUUGGUAUUUUAGCAUAAAUAGAAUUACACUACCAUUCAAAAGUUUGGGAUAAAAGCAACCCCAAACUUUUGAACCGCAGUGUACAUAAUGAAAAGUCCCAUAUGAUACACUUCAGUUCAAAAGUUGUAGAUAUAUAUUUUUUACUAGUUACGCAAUGACUACCUACUGUAGCUAGCUGCAUAAGUAUAUUGAUCGCAAUUAUCUGUUUCAUGUCAUGUAACCUAGCUUUCGCUAAGUCUGAGCUAACAGCAAUUUUUGUUGUUGUUUUUUUUUUCAAUGACAGACAGACAGACAGACUAGACAAUACAGAUAUGUUGUCAUAUAUUGGCAAUGAUUGGCUCCAGUUUAUCUGUAAACUUCAUGAAGUGUCAUUGAAAAUGAAUGGUUGAGCAAUUAUGGUACAGUGAAAAGGGAUUUUUUUUUUUUUAAGAUAUCUUAAUAUUGCCCGAUGACAACCCAAGUAAAUGCAAAGUGCACUUUCUGAAUAAUGACUAUGUUUUUUCAGGAGGGUAUCCAAAUCUAUCUGGCCCAAUGUAAAAAAGUAGCUUUAAGUUAUUCAAAAAACAUUUUUUGUUGAGCACAAUUGUUUCCUGACUUGUGUCAUAUGCAAAGAGUGAGAGGAAUGCUCAUGAUAAAAACAAAAGACAUUAGAAUCCAUAUCUAACUAGAUACGGAUGAUGUAAAUCAGAUUCGGAAAUAUAGGAGAAAGCAUUAAAAAAAAAAAAAAAAGAGUGUCGGUGGUUGUCACUGACGGAACCGGAGAUUGAUCCACUCAAGAAACAGGUAUACCAAUAUGGCUACUUAACAGUGUAACCAUGUCCCUAAACUCAAAGAAAGACCGCUCUUGUUUGACCGCACCAGAUGCUCUAGAUGAUCUUUUGCUUGGCAGAUAUUUUCAGUCAGCGAGAUCCAUUUUGUUGGAUUUUUAGGCCUCACGAAGGAGUGAAAAGGGAUUCCAAAAGUAGAUUUGUAGACUAGAAGUAUGGACAGAUUUACUUAGCGCACAUUUUUAUACAAAUUAAAGCUCUGCAAUGUGUACAUAACAAAAAGUGGCAUGACAAAUCAUUGGUGUAAAAAUAGCAAAUAAACAAUGACUAGAAUCAAAGGGAAGUGGAUAGUGCCAUAUUGAAAAAAAUGACAACACAUAAAAAUCACCCAAAAAAAAAUCAACCCAGAAAAUAUGAACUAAGAAACUCUGUUGUAGUUACUGUUUGAUAAGAAAGGCCCGGAGACAGAAAUCAGUCAGCAUACGGAUCAAGAUAACUAACAAAAAAUUGUGAGAAAAGACCCAAAACUGCUCAAGUGGAGUUUAGCAUGUGAAUAGCCUGAUGCCAGCUAUUUGCAGCGGCUGCUCUAAUUAAGCUGUUCAUAGUAGGAGUCACCACAGCUAUGUUGCCCUAGUCCACUCACAUAUCCACUGGUUCAAAAAAUAAAUAAAUAAAUAAAUAAAUUAAUUAAUCAAUUAAAAAGUGGGGGGAAAAGGCAAGACAGAACUGUGCAGGACAAAGCGUAAAGUAAUAAGUGUGUGCACCAAAGGGCACAUUUGCACUGUGGCCAAAGAUGUGUAAAUUUGACAUUGUACAACAACCAAAGUCUCUUUUAUAAUGAUAUUAUUUUUUUAUUCUCUACAAAAUGCUUGCCAAUGUAUUUGUUGAUGUUCGUGUUGACUUAGCAUUACGCUAGCUACACCGAGCAUGUUAAGUGAUAUCCUGAUUAGAUUCAUACAAAGUUGAACAUUAACAUUGCAAAAUGUUCUUGAUGUUUUUGUUUUUAAAAUAAACAAUUUCAUAAAAUUAGCAUUAUGUAAAUGUCAGCGUCAUAUAAUGCAAUUACAUUACCAACCUCAGGGAAGGGCAUUUGAAAGCACUGGGAUGUUAUUCGCUCAAAUGUUUCAGUCAAAAAGUACCAGGGAUGUAUGUCCCACCCAUACACACGCACACCCACAUGCACCCCGCAUACAAAUAAAUAAUAACAUAGUUUUAAGGUGGAUUGUGUGUUUUAUUUUAAUCCUUGCUGAAAGCCAAAAUUUAAAAUGCCAUGUCUGCUAUGCAGGCAGUGUGCCCUAUGUUUUUACUUAAAGAACUACAAUACUAAAGGGACACUUAUGCUGUUUUAACUAACAUUGCAGCAUACUAUAUGCAACAAUGUGUUAAAUGUUGUUCAUUCAACAUCCAUUGCUGCCCGACUAUUCUGGAAGGGGAAUUUGUGGUCCCUUUUAGAGGUUUCUUCUUUUUCUCCUGGAAAGUUUUUCACUUCCUGGUUGAGGUGUCUUCUCCAGGAAAAGUAGUCAAUCUUUGCUAAAUGUGGGCAUUUUAAGUCUUUUGAGACUGUUUGUAAUUUAGGGUUAGAUUAGUACAAAUAAACCAAACUUGACUUGGUAACACACACCUAUAGGAAAUUGACACUAUAGACAUGGUUGCAGGA